This is a messenger RNA of Chara braunii, 665 nucleotides long. NCBI's taxonomy places the organism in Eukaryota, Viridiplantae, Streptophyta, Charophyceae, Charales, Characeae. The record is from the annotation of a GenBank genome assembly.
CACGAGCAGGAACUCAGAAGGGAACAGAGAAGCCGUAAUGUAAAGCAGACAUUUAGCAUGAGCAGUAGCAAGAACAGGAACACGAAGGAGCAGGAGCAGGAGCAGGAGCAGGAACAGGAGCAAGAGCAGGAGCAGGAGCAGGAGCKGGAGCAGGAGCAGGAGCAGGAGCAGGGCCAGGAGCAGGAGCAGGAGCAGGGCCAGGAGCAGGGCCAGGAGCAGGAGAAGGAGCAGGAGCAGGCCAGGAGCAGAAGCAGGAGCGGGAGCAGGACAGGAACAGGAACAGGAACAGGAAGAGGAACAGGAACAGGAACAAGAACAAGUACAGGAAUAGGAACAGGAACAGGAACACGAACAGGACCAGGACCAGGACCAGGGCCAGGACCACGACCAGGAACAGGAACAGGAACAGGGCCAGGACCAUGACCAGGAACAAGAAUAGGAGCAGGAAAAGGAACAGGAACAGGAGCAGGAACAGGAAUAGUAGCAGGAGCAGAAUGAGGACCAGGAACAGGGACAGGAAAAGGAACAGGAAAACAAAAGGGAACAUGAAGGAGCAAGAGAGCCAUGCUUCAGCAUGAACAGGACCGGGAACAAGACCAGGAACAGGACCAAAAACAAAAAAAGAAACAGGGCAGGAAUAAUGAAAACAAAAGAUGACCUGGAGC